Oreochromis aureus is the source of this 1820-nucleotide messenger RNA. RefSeq lists its product as uncharacterized. Lineage: Eukaryota; Metazoa; Chordata; Actinopteri; Cichliformes; Cichlidae. The coding region runs from base 16 to 1089 and encodes 357 amino acids. Gene Ontology annotation, molecular function: signaling receptor activity. The transcript has 7 exons. The record is from RefSeq and is a predicted model, not a curated record. Gene Ontology annotation, cellular component: cell surface.
CAUCUGAAUAUCAGUAUGUGUCAGAACUUCAGUAUGAAAGUCUUCCGUCCUUUGGUCUGUUUCAUCUUUCUUGCAGCACUGCAGGAUGCAGGAUACUCUGGUUUUGUCAGUGCAGAAACUCCCAUCUAUACAGAAAUGGAGGGCAAAAGCAUCACAGCUGAAUGCACAUUUUCUUUAACUGGAAGAAGGAGACUCUUCUGUACGGGAAAAUGUGAAGAAGGAAACAUUCUCAUUGAAACAACUGAUGACACAGCGCAGAAUGGCAGAUACAGAAUUAAAUAUAAAGCAGGAUUUUAUCCAGUACAAAAGACAGUUCUGAAUGUGAGCAUCACACAGCUGAGAAGAUCUGACUCUGGAAUGUACAGAUGCUCUUUGGACAGAAUUUUGGGAGUGGAUUCAAACAAAGAAUUUGAGAUUGUUGUCACAGACGCUUCAGUGACCUCAAAACCAAAGUCUACUGUGCAACCUUCGUCAGUUUCAACAUUUUUCUCGUCAGCCUCCAUGACAACAGCAACAGUGACAACAUCAGCAAAGACCCCAACAUCACAGAGUUUAAAUUCCAUUUCAGGAAGCACCACACCUUCACCAGCCUCCUCUUCAACCUCCAAACAGACUCAGACACCUCUUCCAAAUUUAGUUACUGUAGGUACUCUGCCUGUGGUGGCUCUGAUUCUGAUCACUGUCUUAUCAGUGGCUUUGCUGAUUUUCUGCAAGAAGAGGAGGGCCAGUAAAGCUAAAGGGCCUCCUGUGGAAACAGACCCUCCUGACAUUACAACAGCCAGUCAGCUGUAUGAAGAGAUCAGAGAGGGGGACAGAUUGAGCAAUUUACCUCCUGAGGGAGUAUUUUCAAUUUACACCACUGCCAAAUGCCCCCAAGGAAACAGAGUUGAAAGCACAGAUGACUACAGCCUUGUCACCUGUCCUCAGAACAAAAGUGAAGAGAACUUGAGUAAGAUUGCUGCCACCAACGGCGCCCCCUGUGGUCAUGCACAUGUUUUGUACUCUGCGUCUUGUGUACAUUUCAGCACAGCCAACCACACCAAAGAUGCCUCACCUCCUCUGUAUUCUACUGUUGGAAACCAUCAGUAGUAAUGUUAUUAAAGGCUUAUUGCUAUGAUAGUUGUAGUUUGUUCAGACCAACUGGUAAUACAAACUUUCUUCCAUUAAUCAUACCAUUGUGAUUUUUAUGAGUCAGGGAAACAAGCAACUGCUGAAAUAAUGCAUUUUAUGGUGGAUCAACGGGCAUAACUGAUUUGUAGCAACCUGAUCAUAGUCCAUUGAAUAGUCCACCAAUGUAUUUAGCUAGGAGUUUAGAGAAAGUUAGCCUCUAAACUAGCCCCUGUGUUCACAGAUGAAUAUGUAGGGUGACUCGGACAGCUGUCAAGUAUCCUUGAUCAUAUCGAUAACUACUUAGUAGUUCACACAAUGAUGAUUGACUCAAGUUCUGUGCUUAAUAGUGCUCACAAUUAUCAAAUAAUGAUUAUCAAAUAACAAGAAAAACAGUAAAAUUAUAAAUAACAUUUCCAGUGAAGUUUAUAUUAAAGCCUGUUUUCUACAUAAUCUUUGAGAAUUUUUUUGUUCGACAUUUUUUUUCUUGGGCUAUUACUUGAAAUUGCUACUUGUAUACAAAUUCAGUUCAAUUCAUCUUAAUGUCAUCUCCUGCACAUCGUAUGUAAGCUGUUAUUGCAAAGCAAAACAGCCGAUUUCAGUUUGCAAAAUGUAAAUAUGCAGAUUAAGGCACAAUUUAAGUUUUUUGUUUAUGAUGGAACUGCAGUCCUUACAGGCAAUAAAUAAAUAAUAGGCGGGAUUAGUUGUUCUCU